Petromyzon marinus (sea lamprey) is the source of this 1810-nucleotide messenger RNA. RefSeq names its product chemokine-like protein TAFA-5. NCBI's taxonomy places the organism in Eukaryota, Metazoa, Chordata, Hyperoartia, Petromyzontiformes, Petromyzontidae. Gene Ontology annotation, molecular function: G protein-coupled receptor binding; receptor ligand activity. The record is from RefSeq and is a predicted model, not a curated record. Gene Ontology annotation, biological process: G protein-coupled receptor signaling pathway.
AGAGCCGCGGGGAGAGCCGCGGGGAGAGCCGCGGGGAGAGCCGCGGGGAGAGCCGCGGGCAGCGCUUGCCGCAGCUCAGAACGAUCCGCCCGCCGCUCCGUAAGAUCUGGUCCAUGUAGGAGUGAGUGGCGUGUGAAGACCGCUGGACUUCUGGAGGUUGUUGUGGAGUCCCAGCAGAGAUCCUUUUGAGGAACCCCAAAGGCCUUAGUGGCAAUGCUGCUGCUUACCAAUCCUCAGACUACGAAAGGUCGCUACUAAGGGACCUGUGGACUCCCAGAGAACCUGCGGACCCUGCUUGAGUGACCUGUUGGGUCACAGUCCACGGGAUCCGUGGACUCCCAGAGAACCUGCGGACCUGCUGGAGUGUCCGGUUGGUCACAGCCCACAAGACCCGUGGACUCCCAGAGGACCUGUGGACCCGCUUGAGUGACCUGUUGGGUCACAGUCCACGGGAUCCGUGGACUCCCAGAGAACCUGUGGACCCUGCUUGAGUGACCUGUUGGGUCACAGUCCACGGGACCUGUGGACUCCCAGAGGACCUGUGGACCCUGCUGGAGUGUCCGGGUGGUCACAGCCCACAAGACCCGUGGACUCCCAGAGAACCUGCGGACCCUGCUUGAGUGACCUGUUGGGUCACAGUCCACGGGAUCCGUGGACUCCCAGAGAACCUGCGGACCUGCUGGAGUGUCCGGUUGGUCACAGCCCACAAGACCCGUGGACUCCCAGAGAACCUGUGGACCCUGCUUGAGUGACCUGUUGGGUCACAGUCCACGGGACCUGUGGACUCCUAGAGAACCUGUGGACCUGCUGGAGUGUCCUGUUGGGUCACAGCCCACAAGACCCGUGGACUCCCAGAGAACCUGUGGACCCCGCUUGAGUGGCGGUCUGGUCACAGAUCACGGGAUCCGUGGACUCUCUAUGAGAGUCUCCACCCUCAAAGUCUGUCGUGAGAGUGCCCGCGAUGUCUCCUCGCUGGGCCUGCUGCCUUCUCCUGUCCGCAAUCAUCUCCGCCAUCAUCUUCUGUAUCGGCCUCCGUCUCCUGCGGGAAGGCCAGCUGGCGGUGGGCACGUGCGAGGUGGUGACGCUCUCCCACGACGAGGUGGAGUCGCGCCGGGCCGUCUCCACCCAGACGGCGCGCUGUGCUUGCCGGCGGGGACAGGUGGCAGGCACCACGCUGGGACAGCCGGCAUGCGUGGACGCCCACGUGGUGCGCGUGCGUGCGUGGUGCGACAUGCGGCCGUGCGUGGCGGGGGAGCAAUGUCGCCCGCUGCGGGGCCGGGCGGGCUGGACCUGCAGCCGGCCUGGGGGGCGGCUCAAGACCACCACGGUUUCGUGACCCCGUGUGCCGGCACCACAGCUCCUGUUUGAGGAGCUCCGCGCCUCUCGCCAACCCGGUCGCCUCUGUCUGACGGCCGGCAGUAGCCCCGGACGUCGUCUCCAUGGCGACCCCGAGCGCCAGUCCACGGAAGACAAAGACAGCAGCGGUGACGAUGAUGACGACGAUGAUGACGACGACCCCGAGGAGGAUGGUGGUGCUACGUCAUCAUCAAUUUAACAUUCUCAGAACCCACGCCUGUUGCCACGGCGAUGAUGGUGGCGAUGAUGAUAAGGAUGGUGGAGGAUGUUGGAGGAUGGUGGUGCGGUGUCAUCGUCAACGGCAUGGACGAGUAACUCAGGACCCACGCCUGUUGCCACGGCGAUGGUGAUAAUGGCGAUGAUGGGGGUGAUGAUGGUGAUGAUGGUGAUGGGGGUGAUGAUGGUGAUGAUGGCGAUGAUGGCGAUGGGGGUGAUGAUGGCGAUGAUGGCGAUG